This is a messenger RNA of Mya arenaria, 5182 nucleotides long. RefSeq lists its product as uncharacterized. Gene Ontology annotation, biological process: signal transduction. NCBI's taxonomy places the organism in Eukaryota, Metazoa, Mollusca, Bivalvia, Myida, Myidae. The coding region runs from base 1 to 1464 and encodes 487 amino acids. The transcript is spliced from 9 exons. The record is from RefSeq and is a predicted model, not a curated record.
AUGAUGAAGUCCAAUAACGAAGUGCUCACAAUUACAGCUACGUUGCAACAUGUAGUGACGUGUCUUGGACGUUUUUCAGAGGUUUCAGUGCUUUUAUGCGAAAAGCUUUCCAGCAAUAGAGUGUUUCUUGAGAGGAGCAAGCAGUUUCUUGCCAAAACGGGCAUCUUCAACAGAAUCCACGACAAUAAAGUCUACAAAGCUGAUGACCCCGGCCUUUUAUUUUUGUAUUAUUUCUUAGCCCCAUUGCUUAAUAUUGCCGCAAGGGAUGAUCUAGUUAUCGAAAUGAAAGAAGUUGGAUUCACAGAUGCUUUAAAAGAGUUUCUGUCCAAAGAAGAUCCUAACAUUUGGAUGCAGGUUCUGACAUUGCUAGCAGCAUUAGUGACAGAAGAAGAAUGUGAUGUAAUACUGUCAAACAAAGAGCGAGUUGAAGAGUUAUUGAACUUGCUUGCAAAAGGAUUGAAAGAAAGCGAGCUAAGGGUAAGAGGCUGGUCAUGCCCACGCGCUGUUGCUCAUACUAUUCGUUUGUUGGCGAGGAACGAUGCAAACAAGAGAAUGCUUGUUGAAUUGGGCGCUUUUCAAUUGUUGUGUAAACUUGGAAAGGUCAAUGGAAAAGAGGAACAAAUGGAAAGUUUGCAGUCAAUUUGGCUACUAUGUUUUGACGAGAAAAACAAGAAAGAAGCUGUCGACAAUGAAAAGAUUGGAAUAGUGGAUCUUCUCCUCGAACUCCAAGGAGACACUGACAAAGAUAUUGCACGUGCCUCGCGUAAAGCGUUGUGGACUAUACGCGAUGAACUGAGCAAAUCAAAGAACAGGCGUUACAGGAGAACAGGUGAAAAAUACAAACUAUCUGCAACACAGUACCAAACACAUACUACAGGAAAAGAUCGCUCUAAGCCUAGGGCUGAACUAACGGCAGAAACGGACGAUUGUAAAAACAAGUAUACCACUAAAGUACAACAUGGUAGUAUUUAUAACACGAAAUCAAUUCUGAAUUACGCCAAAGCAAAGAAACAUAUCAUGAUAUCCUACAAUAAGACCCACAGAGAAGUUCUAUUGAAAAUAAAAGAAAGAAUUUCUAGACGUGGAUAUUCGGUUUGGAUGGAUGUUGACAAUAUGUCAGGCUCCACACUCGACUCAAUGGCUCGCGCUGUGGAAGAUGCUGAAAUUGUACUGAUAUGCAUGUCACAGAUGUACAAAGACAGUAAUAACUGCCAUGCUGAGGCUGAGUAUGCCUUUGCAUUAAAGAAAAAAAUUAUUCCACUGUACAUGGAACGGAACUACAAGCCUGAUGGAUGGCUGGCGAUUUUAUGUGGGACAAAACUAUAUUUUGACUUCAGCGGCAAAUAUGACUAUGAGGAUAAGUUAAAAGAAUUGCUAAAAGAAAUUGAAAGACAGUUUCCAGGAUCAUCAAAACCACAGGCAGUGAAAAGGCGACAGCAGUUCGCCUUAAGUGCACGUUUUUGAUCAAAUGCCUUCAUCACAUGAUGAACAUUCGCUCCAGGUCAAUACUAGCUAAACUAGUUGAUGGUCGCAAUGAUACAUCGGUGAUAAUUAGAAGAUAUCACUUCAUGACACUGAUAUAAAUGCAUAUGUAGUAUCAAUUUCCGUUCCAAAUGUAUGUGGUCUAGUUAAAGGCACACACUAUAGGUUGAUGCAAAAACAAUGUUGUUUCUUUUUAAUUUUAAUGCAUUAUCAUGUUGAACUCAUCUGACUUUUAUGAUAAAAAGGCAUUUGAUUCAGGAACAUACUAAAACAUAGUAACCUUUAAAAUCUUCUUAUGUUUAACAGCUGCGUGGCCACAGUUUCCAUGGUUAAAAAAGUGCCAGCAUACGGCUUAUAUGCAUCAACCUAUAUUGUGCGACUUUAAUGUUCUACAAACAAAAGGUAAAUGAUUAUGAAACACACAAGACACCAUACCAAGUUAACGACAAUUGAAUGAAGCGUCUCUCAAUAUUUCUGAUUAGCACCACUUAGUGAACACAUAACACAUGUACAUAUCAUUGUAACGGAGCAACAAACAUGACUGUUGUUCAUCCGAUAUUUAUGAUUUCAUUAAUAAUCAAACAUCAGGUAUCAAUUCAAACCAUUAAAGCACGUUGCUACAGUUGCAAUGCUUGUCUGAUCAAAUAUCAGCAAAGUCAUAUGAAAGUUUGUCAGGUUUGUUUCUGAUGUAUUGAUUGUGAAUCUUGAAUAUUAGUUUUAUGUUUUUUUUGGUUUUAGUUCACUACAAUUUAUUAUUUGAUUAUUGGGUUGUGUGAUGUGUAUGCCUUUUAUAAGAAGGCCUGUGUUUUGAUGUUACAGUAGUGUCUAGUAGUAUUUAGUGUGAUGACGAUUCCAAAGAUCAAACAGUGUUUAAUUAAAGUAUGAUUUGUACCAUAAAUUGGUUUAUAUGCGAUAUAAUUUAAAUUGUAUAUUUACUGUUCCAUUAUGUCAUAUUUACGAUAGUGAAUACAUUUAAUAUUAAAAAUAGUCGCACUUGAAAAAAUUAACUUUACUAUUCUAAAGAGGAAUACGCAGAUUGCUGGCAGUUAUGAUCGUGUGAAAUAAAUGUUGUAGCCCUGCUGUAUACUAACUGCAUUUAAUUAAAUUAUGUCGAUGUAAUUUUCUUCAAUCGAGUGCUUAACAAAGACACCUGAAUUGAACUGUAAAAUUUACAGCGAAAAAUAUUUUUUUAUUAUCAAAGAGUAUUAAUUUUUAUUUGUAUGAAGGAUAGUAUACAAGUAUAACAUUGCUUAUUGAGUGAUAAGAAACUUGUCAACAUGAGGAAAUACUGUCGACCGACUUGACAAAUCUACCAUUACUCAGUCAGUCAUUUAUAUUUAUUUUGUUAUUCCAAAACAAUUUAAGGCGACCAAUAGUUUGUUGUUAAAACAAACUGACAUUUGAACCCAGAAAGACUUUCAAGAUCGUUUACUUACCGUAUUAUUAUAAUUGUCGUCUGUUUACAUCAGAAAUUUAAUAUCAAUGAAAUCACACAGUCAUCGGUAAUUACCGAGUAUUUUCGUACCGGAUUACAAAAUUAUUUUACAGGAGAAUUCCUUUCUCUUAGCGACAGUAAAUAUCAGCAGUACGGAUAUAUACCGAUACCGUGUCUAAGAUAUUAUUACAAAAAAAAAAUGGCAUCAAGGAAUUUAGGUUGCCCUAAUAUUGGCUUGAUUUUAUACUCUGCUUAGAGUACUCUUCGUUUUAUCAUACAAGUUGUAUAAGCAUUUCGAAAGUGUAUUUGAUUUUACGCUAAGAAAUUGAUUAUUAUAAGUUAAUGUUGUUAAAGAACGUUUCUAAAUCACAAUUUUGUAUACUUAAUUAGAUAACAAUUUAUAUUGUUAUAACAGGUUGUGUUUGUAUAUCCUUUUAAAUUGUAUUUUUUUGUAUCUUUUAAUAUGCAUGAUAUAUUACUUUUUAAACAAGGUUGAAAUAAUACUAUAUAUACAUAUGUAUAAUGUGUUUCCGGUCUUGAUCGAAAAAAUCCUAGCCAUGGCACUUGCGGAAGCUGGUAACGAGGCUUACCGAUCAACUGUACCGGCCAUGUGGCUUGCCCGACAGUUUUCGAUCAGGACCGGAAGGAUCUUUAUUCUUGCAUUACUUUAAACUUCAAUUCUUAUAGAAAAAUAUUGUUUUGUACAAUUUACAAAAUAGCACUUGCGAAGUUGUUAACCGACGUCAUGAUGCCUUGUUAUUUAAGUUAACGUCAAAUAGUUCCUCUAAAGCAGUGUUUUUUUCAAGAUGAUUUCUUUCGUUCUGUCAUUUCAUUUCUUAAUUUUUGUUUUCAGUUGCGCUGAAUUGAAAGUUAUAAUUAACUCUUCGUAACCUUCAUAAUAAGAGAAAUCAGACUUGAUGGGUUGUUGUGAUUUAGUCAUCUGGCAUAGGGAAGCAAAACGUAAUGUUCCGGCCACAUUAUAAUUCGAUGUUCAAGUCCAUGUUUCAUUUUUUAGAUAUACGCUUGCUUGGCAUAUAAUACACAUGCUAUUAAGACAACUAACAAAAACAACAAUAAUGGAUACUACGUCUUGUGUUUUAUCUCACAUGAGAACCUUAUUAAAUUAAAUCACCAUUCUUUGUGUGUCAGCAACACUUAAAUAUCAUGACUUCCUUUAUGUGAGAAAUAGCUAUUGGCAUACAUGUAUUGUGGGCGGCUCUGUCCCGACCGUAUUUCAAAUAUUAAGGGAUUUACAUUUAUUUUACUUUAAAUAAAAAAAAAUAUUUACCUCUAUAAAUCAUGUUUAUUUUUCAUUUUAUAGCUCUGUGGCCACAAACUCCACUGUUAAAAAUGCGCCAAUGUAUUGCUUAUAUACUUGUAUCUGUAUACAAAUGAUAUUCUCUUCUUUUCUUUAACGUGUUGAUUAUUAAUGUAAAGCUGUAAUGUUCUGCUAUUAUCCUAUACCUUCUGUGGCCUUUCAUUCGUUUGGUUUAAUUUAAAAGUUAAAAGUGAUGCCUUAUAUGCCUUUAUUAAUAUCAAUGUUUCUAAUACGAUAUUAUUGAUGAUUUAAAGCUCUAGCUCACCAAAAAAUAUCGGAAAAAGUGUCUGGGACCUACAUAUAUACCCUUUUUGUUAGGCGUAUGAAACCUGAAACAAACCUUUUUGUAUGCCUUACUUGUAAUUAUUGCUUACUUGCAGGAGUUCUAACUAACUGAUAUUUGGCAGUCCCUAGACUGACAUUUUUUCUGAAAUCUACCACUUUGACUCAAACUUUUUACAUGAUAAGUAUGGACCCUGUCUUUUAAAUAAACACGAUUCCUAAAGUACAAUCUUUGAUAUAACCUUUUUGUGCCCCGCUAAGCUUGGCAUGGCAUGGCUUACUCUGUCUGACAUUGUCGUCGAAAGCACCUUGCUUUUGAUUACAAUCGAACACUUUGAACGACUUUUAUGUUUUCAAGCUUGGUUUGCACAUUAGUUAUGGUUAGAAGAUGAACCCUAUAUAUUGUGGAGUCAAAGUUCAGGGUCAUGGUGACCUUUACAAGAUAGAUUAUUGGCACUUCUGAUAGGCGACACAUCGUAAAAUUAUAAUGACCUGUAAUAAUGUAGUAAAUAUUUACUACAUUGUUUGAGUGAAUGUUUUAAUUCUGAAAAUAUAAAACAUAAUAUGCAAAUGAUGUAAAAUUGCCAACAUGUACAUAUGGAGUUAAUUUUAGGGGAAAUUGGACAUACAAGUGUUUUCUUUGUCAAUAAACUUAAUAAAUAUUA